Molecule: messenger RNA, 604 nt
Organism: Priapulus caudatus
Lineage: Eukaryota; Metazoa; Priapulida; Priapulimorpha; Priapulimorphida; Priapulidae
Product: small ubiquitin-related modifier 1-like
Exons: 5
Coding region: 63-356 (97 amino acids)
Biological process (GO): protein sumoylation
Cellular component (GO): PML body; nucleus
Molecular function (GO): protein tag activity; ubiquitin-like protein ligase binding
Source: RefSeq, a predicted model, not a curated record
UCACGACGAAUCGCCUACGAAGGGUCUUAGAGUACCCGGAUGUGCAGAGCGUGGAAACAAAAAUGUCUGAUCAGGAAUCUAAACAGGAUGGUGGAGGUGACCAGGGGUCAGAGUACAUCAAGUUGAAAGUAAUUGGACAGGACCAAGGUGAGAUUCAUUUCAAGGUGAAGAUGACGACAAAUCUUGGAAAGUUGAAGAAGUCUUACAGUGAGAGAGUGGGCAUGCCGGCUAGUUCCUUGAGAUUCCUAUUCGAUGGACGACGGAUAAAUGAUGACGACACACCUAAGCAGUUGGAGAUGGAGAAUGAGGAUGUGAUAGAGGUGUAUCAGGAGCAGACAGGAGGCUGGCUUCUAUAAACGUGAGCGUCUGUUGUCGUCGUCAUCGUCAUCCUUCAUCCAUCGCAUCGAAGCUUCUCACCGGCAUCAUCUCUGUCACCUUCAAGUCGACAUCGUCUGCACGCGGACGCGCCACGCCCCGCUGACGGCCUGCCACGCCGCCGCCUCCCACGUCAACAGCUCAUCCCGUUUCGUCCAUUUUCUGUUACAUUCGGCUUCGGUUCUAAUUUUAUUCGCAGUUGACCGACGAAACAUCGGCCGGGGGCGCG